Molecule: messenger RNA, 381 nt
Organism: Ilex paraguariensis (yerba mate)
Lineage: Eukaryota; Viridiplantae; Streptophyta; Magnoliopsida; Aquifoliales; Aquifoliaceae
Source: the annotation of a GenBank genome assembly
AUGCGGUUCACAAAAGCAGUGGCGAAGGAGGUAAUAAGGUUCCGACCUCCGGGGACUCUGAUCCCACACAUUACUGUAGGGGACUUCCAGUUAACAGAAAACUACACGAUUCCCAAGGGCACUAUUGUUUUUCCAUCGGUUCUUGAGAGUUCGCUUCAGGGAUUUGUUGAACCGCACCGGUUUGACCCGGACCGGUUCAUGGAGGAGAGGCAGGAAGAUCGGGUUUAUAAGAAGAAUUAUUUGAUGUUCGGAAUUGGGGCCCACCAGUGUCUGGGACAGAGUUAUGCCAUCAACCACUUGGUGCUCUUCAUCGCCAUUUUUACCUCGUUGAUUAAUUUCAAGAGGCACCGGACGGACGGUUGUGAUGAUCUUAUGAAGUAA